Ambispora gerdemannii is the source of this 1641-nucleotide messenger RNA. The record is from the annotation of a GenBank genome assembly. NCBI's taxonomy places the organism in Eukaryota, Fungi, Glomeromycota, Glomeromycetes, Archaeosporales, Ambisporaceae.
AUGAGCAUUUCGGAAGUAAUUGCAAAUUACUUUCAUGAGGUUUCAUAUGGAAAAUGGGACCUUUUUAGCUGUUUCGAUUCCGUGUUAGAGGCGUGUAAGAAUAUUACGAGCGAGGAUUGUGAAAAAAUUAAAACAGAAUUAAGUUUUCAUCUCCGUUCAAUCAGUACUCAUAACUCGAUGAGCAAGAAAGUCCAUAAUAAGGCAAAUAGGCUUCUGGAUGAGUUAGAUCAAUUUUUCCAGUCCAAAAGGGUUACGAUGAUUAUUGAUGAAAGAGAUACGAAGGUCAAUGAAAAGAUGUUGAACACUAAAGCGAAACUGUACAAUUCGGAGGUUAAUGUUUAUGUGGCUUGUGACAAGCUCGCUUCUUUACAUUCAAUGAGCUCUUCUACAGGGAAAUCAUCAUCAGUUCUUCAGAAAAUACAAGAUGAAGAUGAUGAACUUGACGAGGAAUGUGAUAAGGCAUCGACUUCAAAAAUUGACAAAAAUGUAUCAGAAAAAGACAGUCAAGAACCUGCUAAGAAAAAACUCCACAUUAGUGAUGAUCAAGAACUUAUUGCGAAAAAUCUUUUAGGAGAAUCUCAAGAAAUCUCUCCAGAAAUGCAAAGUCUUCUUCGCGAUUUCCAAGAGUAUAGCAAAUACUCACGAAAUUUAUUAAUAAUCAAUGAGAUCAUGGAUCUUAGACCAUCGUCAGAGUUUGUUCUUAUGUAUACUAAAGAAGAACAUUAUUCUGAACUUCUUAAAGAUGUAUUUGAUCCAAUCGAUAAGCUUUUCCCUGAGAAAGCCUUUAAUUUUCUUAUGGCAUUCUUUUCAAAGAAUUUAACUAAUGAGCAAUGGCGAAAUGAAAUUGAAAAUUUGCUUGAUCAUGAACCCGAUCCAUUCUUAAAAAAUUUAAAGAGAUUCAUGUUUGAAAUUCUUCCAAUCUUUUUUGAUUCAUAUAUGCAUCCAGAUAAUCCUUUAAAAAAUAGAGACCUAGGCGAAGAUGAGUAUAUGACAAUAUAUAUUCAUCCAAUGCUAAAAAAGGCUUUAGCGAGAUUUUCUAACAUUAAUUAUAGGCCUGGCAAUAGGGCUAUUGAAGCAUCUUCUUACAGAAAAUUGAUUACAAGUCAAAGCGGAAAUGCCGAUAGAGCCGAUGGCAUUGCAUACACCACAAAUGCAAAGCCUUAUGAAAUUUGUGUGGUAGAAGGUAGCAAACCCUAUGAUACUGAAACUCGCAAAGAAUCCGAAGAUUUCGUUCAAAAUACACGAGCUGGUAAAGACAUGAUCAAUUUUCUUGUAACACAAGAAGUAAAACAGAAAAGGGCUUUACCAACACUAUUUAAAGCCUUUAUGGUUCAAAGUUUUGAAUUGAGCCUUCGAUUCUAUUUUAUGGAUUAUUUAAAUUAUUACAGAAUUUUCGAGAUCGAAAUUUGCGAGAUACCUAUAGAUUUUACAGGAAUAAAUUUAUUUCCUUUUCUUUUUCGCACAGUGGUUAUAUGGGCGAUGUUGGUUGGAAAUACUGAUAAGGAAUUUCAAGAAUUUAGGAAUUCUAAAAGAAGUUCAAGAAUUAGUAAUGCACACAAUUUACGAGUUCUUACACAAUUAGCGCAUAAUAAAGAACGACCAGGUGACAAGAAGAGUUUAAAAAUGAAAAAUGUUCUUUGA